Molecule: messenger RNA, 2616 nt
Organism: Stegodyphus dumicola
Lineage: Eukaryota; Metazoa; Arthropoda; Arachnida; Araneae; Eresidae
Source: RefSeq, a predicted model, not a curated record
AUGCUGAAUUACAUUGAACAAAAGCAUGUUGAAGUUUGUUCCAUAGAUGAAUCCAAUGAGAAGCCAGUAUAUUACCUUCCUCAUCAUGCUGUAAGAAAGAAAACACAAUCUGAAACCAAGUGGAGAAUUGUGUUUGAUGCUUCCUCGCAUGCUCCAGGAAUGAUUUCACUGAACGAUACCUUGGAAGCUGGCCCGAAUCUUCUUCCUGAAUCUAUUGGUUGUCUACUAAGAUUUCGAUUGCAUGAAUUCGCUGUUACAUGUGAUGAUGAAAUAACUGUUUACAGAUUUACUCGUUUACCAUUUGGCCUUACUUGCAGUCCGUUUUUACUCUGUGCUGCGACACGAGAAUUGGCUGCAAAACAUAUCGCAGAAUUUCCAAUUGCUGCACCAAUGAUAGAUAAACAUCUCUAUAUGGAUGACUUUCUUGCUAGUAUGGAAACUGAAUCACGCAUUAUAAUGCUAUAUCACGAGAUCAAGAAUUUAAUGGCUCUAAUAAAAUUGCCUAUGGAAAAAUGGGCUACAAACUCUUUGAAACUCAAAGAUGUACUACAAACACAUGAAGAAUCUCACAAAACGGAAACAACUGUCUUAGGUAUUGGCUGGAAUACAACUUCUGAUACUUUGAAGCAUGCAUUCAAGACUUCCCUCUGUGUUUCUACAGACAAACCACUUACAAAGAGAUGGUUACUCCGCUGCAUUGCUAGUUUUUAUGAUCCCUUAGGCCUUUUUUCACCGUUUACUAUUCUUGGGAAAAUCUUAUUCCAAGAUACAUGGAUUCUUGGAAUCAAGUGGGAUGAAUUACUACCUGCUAAUUUAUCAACUUUAUGGUAUGCAGCUGUGAAAGAACUUGAUGACAUUUGCUCCCUUCAAAUUCCUCGAUGCAUAGGCAUUUCAUCACAUGUUCCUUUUGCUAUUCAUGUGUUUUGUGACGCAUCUGAACGUGCCUAUGGUUCAGUUCUCAACAGAGUAACUGAAAUCAUUUCCUAUACUAAUCCUUCACAAUGGAGACAUUGCCCUGGCAAAGACAAUCCAGCUGACAAACUUUCUCGAGGUGUUUCACCAUCAACACUAAAAAACCUGGAAAUUUGGUGGAACGGCCCUCCAUGGUUAGUCAAAUCUCUAGAAUAUUGGCCUCAUUCUGAUACUAUUUCUAAAGAUUACAGUCAUAACUUCGAGGCAAAGAAAGAAAAAGUUCAGACCCUUCACAUCGUAUCUACUCAACCAAUCAUAAAGGCUGGAAACUACAGUUCUUACGUUCGAUUGUUACGUGUAACAUCUUGGAUUCUUCGCUUUAUUCACAACUGUAGGAAACAAGAAAAGUUAGUGGGUGAGUUACAUGCCACAGAACUGAAUCAAGCUCGUAUUUAUUGGAUACAGACCGUUCAGAAAGAAUCCUUUCCUUCAGAAUAUGAAGCUCUGUUGACAGGAAAAUCACUCCCUCCUAAGAAAUCAAGGAUAAAACAAUUUAACCCUUUCUUCAAGAACAAUAUUAUACUUCUUGGUGGUCGACUACAAUUUUCUGAUUUAUCUCAUGCUGAAAAACAUCCCAUAUUAUUGGAAGGUUCUCAUCAUUUUACAAGCCUACUGAUACGCCAAACACAUUUACGAAUGCAUCAUCUCGGUGUUCGGAUUGUACUUUCUCAGCUUCGUUCAGAAUAUUGGAUAUUAAGAGCAAGACAAGCCAUUAAAAAGGUGAUAAAGACUUGCCUUCCAUCUGAGCGAAUUCAAAAGUCAUCUCCUUUCGAAACUACCGGAAUUGAUUUUGCUGGACCACUCUACGUAAAAAAUAAUAACUCCGUUACAAAAGCUUACAUUGUCAUCUUCACAUGUGCUACAACUCGAGCUAUCCACUUAGAAUUAGUUUCCGAUCUGCGUACUGACGUCUUCCUACUUGCAUUACAACGUUUUGUCUCUAGACGUUCACUUCCUCAUACAGUGUACACUGAUAAUGCCACAACUUCUUCUGCUGCGGACAAAGAGCUGAAAUUAUUGUGGGAUACUAUAUCCUCUGCCAAGGCACAACAGUUUUAUGCCCACCACAACAUCAAAUGGAAAUUCAUCGCCCCCCGAGCGGUUUGGUGGGGAGGAUGGUGGAAAAGAAUGAUAGGCUCAAUUAAGCGAUGCCUUCGGAAAACAUUAGGUAAGGCUCUUUUGGAUGACGCUGGUUUGAUCACUGUAUUAUGUGAUAUUGAAGCCGCUCUUAACAGUAGACCGAUUGUCCACGAAUAUGGAAUAAAAGAUGACUCUGAGGAAGCUUUAACACCCUCGCACUUCCUCAUAGGAAAGAAAUUAACUACUAUUCCUUCCAGCCCCACAAAUCCUGAAACAAAUUUAAAUCGUAUGUGGAAGAAUCGUCAACAUUUGAUGGACUCCUUUUGGAAAAGAUGGCAAAAGGAAUAUUUGAUGGACUUGCGUACAUUUCAUCAAGUGCGGAAUCCAUCUGAAACAAAUAAAAUACGGAAAGGGGACAUUGUCCUACUACAAGAAGAUGUUAGACCUCGCCACACCUGGAAAAAGGCUCGUGUUGAGGAGCUAAUCCUUGGCCGCGACAAAAAGUCCGUACUUGUGUGCGCACCAAUGGCAAACCACAUGGACCCAUACCAUUGUACGCCCUGA